Molecule: messenger RNA, 2114 nt
Organism: Hordeum vulgare subsp. vulgare (domesticated barley)
Lineage: Eukaryota; Viridiplantae; Streptophyta; Magnoliopsida; Poales; Poaceae
Product: calmodulin-binding protein 60 A-like
Exons: 7
Coding region: 88-1794 (568 amino acids)
Biological process (GO): regulation of salicylic acid biosynthetic process
Cellular component (GO): nucleus
Molecular function (GO): sequence-specific DNA binding; DNA-binding transcription factor activity; calmodulin binding
Source: RefSeq, a predicted model, not a curated record
UCCCCGUGCGGGCGGCGCGGCGCAGGGUUAGGUUGCGACCGGCGGCGGCGAUCGGAGGCGGGGUGGGAGGAUUGCGUCGGAGAUCAGAUGUCGCAGAAGCGGCAGCCGGAGGAGGGCGAGCGGCCGCGGUGGGGAGGCUGCGGAGGCGGCGUCCCGGCCGAGUCGGGCGGGACCUCCUCCCCCGGUGAGCCCAAGCGGCAGCGGGUCCCCGCGCUCCGCGAGGUCAUCACGGAGGUGAUGCGGAAGAGCAGCAUCGAGAAGCUCUUCUCGUCGAUCGAGCCCCUCAUCCGGAGAGUGGUUAAAGAAGAAAUUGAGUUGGCCCUCGCAAAUCAUGCCGCUAUGAUGACAAGAAGUCCCACGUACACUGUUCCAUCUACAUCGAAAAAUCUGCAGCUCCAAUUCACGACUAAGCUUUCUCUUCCAAUUUUCACUGGUUCCAAGGUUGAAGGCGAGGGUACCUUAAGUAUUGCUCUAGUGGACACUUUGACCAGAGAAGUUGUAGUAAUGGGCACAGACUCCCUGUUGAAGGUUGAAAUAGUAGUUCUAGAGGGUGACUUUGAAGACGGAGAAGGCAAUGACUGGACAGCUCAGGAGUUCAAUAAUAACAUCGUUAAAGAAAGACAAGGUAAACGACCCUUGCUUUCUGGAGACGUGUUUGUUGCCCUUGAUAAAGGCAUUGGUACAGUGGGAGAUCUAUCAUUCACAGAUAACUCCAGCUGGACACGCAGCCGAAAGUUCAGGUUAGGUGCAAGAAGUGAGGAUGGUUGUUUUAAUGGCGUAAGAGUACGGGAAGCAAAAACUGAAUCGUUUGUGGUAAAGGAUCAUCGUGGAGAAUUGUACAAGAAGCAUCACCCACCAGUUCUUGAAGAUGAUGUUUGGCGACUGGAGAAGAUCGGCAAGGAAGGAGCUUUUCACAAGCGUUUGAAUAAGGAGAAGAUAGUUACGGUCAAAGAUUUUCUCACUUUAUUGCAUCUUGAUGCUCCUAGGCUUCGGAAGAUAUUGGGCACUGGCAUGUCAACUAAGAUGUGGGAGGUUACUGUUGAGCAUGCGAAAACAACGUGUGUUCUCAGUGAAAAGGUGCAUAUUUACUACCUAAAAAGCCCAAGCAAAACUGCUGUUGUGUUCAAUGCUGUUGGAGAAGUGAGAGGGUUAAUAUCGGAGAAGUUUGUUUCUGCUGAUGAUCUAACAGAAAUUGAGAAGGCCGAAGCACAUGCUGCUGUGAAACAAGCAUAUGAAGACUGGAAGAAUGUCUCGACCUGUGACAGUGACACGCUUGUGGAGAAUCCAUCACAGCUCUUCAAUAUGAGAUCUCCAUCUUUGCAUGAGAACGGAUUUUACCAGUUGCCUACACAAGUUUUAACUGACGAUUUUGAUAUAAGCCACUUGGACAUACCAUCAGAUGACAUUUUCUCUGUUGAACCAUCAUGUGCCUUGGAUCCUUGUGCCGUGGGAGCUGCAGAAAGCAGUGAAAAUAGAUUUCAGUCCGAGCUUCCCCCACUUGGUGGCCAUGGACAGCCUCGAGAAUCACACGCGUUAGACAGGUUCUCAAAUUCAUUGGUUUUCGAGGAGAGCACCAGUCAUGCCUCAUUCAACGAAGACUACUAUUGCCGUCCAGGUCCAGAUCCCCCAGUAUCCUUUGACUCACAAGAUCUUGGUGCUGCGCUGAAGGGCUUCAUCGCGACGAUAUCAAAGCCCAAGCCAUAUAGAGGAUGGAGGACGCUGUCAUAUGUUAUAGGAUGGAUAUUCUACACCAAGAGGAUGGCCGCUCAGAAGAGGAAGAAACCCGGGAAAUGAUGAUUUCCAUUUGCCUGCGGUUGAUUAGUUAAAAAAUGUGAGAUAUAGAAGUGCAGGAAAAGGAAAGCGUGUACAAAUGAGUGGUUGGUUAUCUGUUAGAACAUUUUUCUUUUGCGCGCUGAUCUUGCUGGUGUUCUCCCGUUUUAUCAGCGAGAGUGACGCCUGUAAAUAAUCAGAUGAUUUUUUUUGCUGGUGUCUCGAGCCGUUUUAUCAGCGAGCGUGGCACCUGUAAAUAAUCAGAUGAAGCUCUGUACAGUACAUAAUGCGUAAAUAUGAACGAUGGUGCUAUGGCAUGGGCUAUCAUCGGCGUGUUAUUGGUA